GGAGGCGGGUACUCCCAGCCUAGCCGGGGAGGCUCGUGGUGCCUGAAGUCAACUAUUGCCCUGGGAGGGGUUUUUUCUCCUGCACGGCAUCCAGAAGGUAGUCUCUCGGGUGACGGCGACGUUAACUGCGAGCGGGGUUUCCGUCGCAACUGCGCACGCUGGAGUCCCGGUGCGGGAGCGGCGAUUCUGCGGUCCAAGAACAUAACAGAUUAAAGAAUGACAACUCCAUUCUACAACAACAAAACCUUCAGUAAUACAAUGUCUUUACCAGCUUUACAAUGAUUAGGAAUGACUGUGUAACUGUCUACUACUGGCUAAACAGCAUUCAUUGGAAUAUUUGGUCUUAAAGGCACAAAAUUUGAAUGUGGAACCUUGGUCAAAUCUAAACAGUGUGAUGUUGAAAUGAGAUGAGGCUCCGAAAUGGAACUGUGGCCACUGCAUUGAUUUUCAUCACAUCUUUUCUCAGUUUAUCAUGGUAUACAGCAUGGCAGAAUGGAAAAGAAAAGCUGGUUGCUUAUCAAAGAGAGUUUCACGCUUUGAAGGAACGCCUUCGCAUAGCUGAGCACAGAACCCUGCAACGUUCUUCUGAAUUAAAUACCAUCUUGGAGCAGUUCAGACGGGCAGUAGCAGAAACAAAUGGAAGUAAGGAUGCAUUGAGCAGUGUUUCAGAUGAAACAUUAAAGUUAUUAAAUGAACUGACAAGCAGAAGAUCUCUUCAAGUGCCAAAUAUAUAUUACCACUUGCCUCAUUUGUUGAAAAAUGAAGGAAGCCUUCGACCCUCUGUACAUGUUGGCCUCGGACGAACAGGAGUUUCUAUAGUAAUGGGGAUUCCAACUGUCAAGAGAAAAGUAAAAUCUUACCUUACUGAAACUCUUCACUCGCUGAUUGAUAAGCUGUCACCCGAGGAGAAAUUGGAUUGUGUUAUGAUUGUAUUCAUAGGAGAGACAGAACUUGACUAUGUAAAUGGUGUUGUGGCAAACCUUGAAAAAGAGUUUUCUUCAGAAAUUCGUUCUGGCUUAGUGGAAGUAAUAGCUCCUCCUGCGUUUUACUAUCCUGACAUGAAAAAUCUAAAAGAGACAUUUGGAGAUUCAAAAGAAAGAGUCAGAUGGAGGACAAAGCAAAAUCUGGAUUACUGUUUUCUUAUGAUGUACGCACAGAAAAAGGGUGUAUACUACAUUCAGCUUGAGGAUGACAUCGUUGUCAAGCAGAAUUAUUUCAGCACAAUAAAAAAUUUUGCACUUCAGUUGUCAUCAGAAGACUGGAUGAUUCUAGAAUUCUCUCAGCUGGGAUUCAUUGGUAAAAUGUUCCAGUCUCCAGAUAUUACACUCAUUGUAGAGUUCAUACUUAUGUUUUAUAAAGAGAAACCAAUUGACUGGCUUUUGGAUCACAUUCUGUGGGUGAAAGUGUGCAAUCCAGAGAAAGAUGCAAAACAUUGUGAUCGCCAGAAAUCAAAUCUCAGAAUACGGUUCAGACCUUCACUUUUUCAGCAUGUGGGUCUACACUCUUCCCUAGAAGGAAAGAUUCAAAAACUCACAGAUAAAGACUUCCUGAAACCAUUAUUGCAUAAAAUUCAUGUGAAUCCGCCAGCAGAGGUUUCUACAACAUUAAAGGUCUACCAAGGGCAUGCUCUUGAAAAAGCCUACAUGGGUGAAGACUUUUUUUGGGCUAUCACACCAGUUGCUGGAGAUUAUAUCUUGUUUAAAUUUGACAAGCCAGUUAAUGUAGAAAGAUUCCUGUUCCAUAGUGGCAAUCCAGAACAUCCAGGGGAUAUAUUGGUCAAUACAACUGUGGACAUAUUACCUCUUAAGAAUAAAGAGCUGUUAUUAAGCAAAGAAACCAAAGAGAAACGGUUAGAAGAUGGUUAUUUCAGAAUAGGCAAAUUUGAAAAUGGCAGAGCAGAAGGAAUAGUCAGUCCCAAUUUAAAUCCAAUUACAGCUGUCCGGCUGUUCGUCAUACAAAAUUCAUCUGUCUGGGCAAUUAUAAAUGAGAUUCUCCUGCACAAAUCCCACCGAAAUAAGAAGGGUUUCCACAGAAGAACAUCCUCAUGAGAGGUUCACAGAAUCAAGGAUAUGGUGUUCAAAGAUACAAACAUGGCAUGCAAGAACUUUGAAGAACAUUACCUAUGAUUUUCACAGCCUUGGAAUUAAGGAAUUUUAUAUUUCAAUAGAGUGAAUGAAGUCUGCAGCAAUUUAAAGUUUGAAUCAUUACCCAUUAAAGGGGUACUUUGAUAACAGGUUGUUCUUUUUUAAUCUUUGUAAAGUUUUCUUCAAUGCAAUCAACCAAGUUGCUCCUUUGGAUAGCAAUGCCUUCUGAAAUCAACUUUUUUUGGUUUUGCAACCCCUUUUCAAUGAACUCUGCUCAGUGCUUUUGAAUGAUUUAAUUUAGCAUUAUGUUAGGGAUAAUGGAACAGAUACACAGUAACCUCAGCUGAGCUUUUAUAAUUGUAACUUUGUCAGUCCUUAAAUGUGGAAGUGAUUUCUAUUUCUUAAGAUCCAGCUUCUGCUUAAAAUUAGCAUUGCACUCCAACUGACUGAAGCAAGGCUUCUGUGAUCUAAAUGCUUCUUUUCUUUUAUAUUUCAAAGAAAAAAGAUGUUUGCUUGGUCAGUAGCCUUGAAAAGAGGCAAUUCAAGCACUUUGUGCUCUGUAGCACAGAAAACAUGCAAUAGUAAAGUAAUAAUAGUAACAAAACUUUUUUUCUUAUCUAACUCCAGCCAAGUUAUGAAAACCAAGGCUUUUUUUUUAGUUCUGUGACUCACGCAGGUAAAUUAAAUCUUCAAUAGUGGUAGCUUGUGUUGUGAAUUAAUUCUUAGAUAUUUCUGUGUCUCAGAUGUAAGUUUUUGCCAAAAAUCAGUGUCUCUCUUGCCUUCUAUAGAAAUUAUUUGUAAGGAAUUGAAGGGAUUGGAUAUCUAUUUUCUAUUUGAGUCUAACCGCUUCUAAAGAAAAAAAAGAUCACAGUAUGAAAAAAUACUUGAAUUGUUUCAAAUUAUUAAAGACUUGAGAUUGCUUUGAUUUUAAAUAGAUGGGAUCCUAUAUUUAUGAAAUAGUUUUGCUCAAAUUCUUUGUUGGUUGGGGACAUAUUCAUACAAAAGUGCUUAUAUGACAUACUAGCUAAGUUAUAAAUUUGAAUAUUACUUCCAUAAAAGUAAUGGAUGGCCUGUACUGAUUCUAAAAUGAAAGGAAUAGUAAUAAUGGCCUAUUUUACGGACAUAUAAUAAACUAAUGCAGAACUCUGAUUCCUAAAUGUUCAAUACAUCUUAAAUGUUAAACUUAUUUUUAGAUAACCUGUAAGCUGCCUGUAAUAUUGAACACUAAUUGAAUGUGCAUUUAAUAUUGACAUGCCACAUUGAGGUGGGUGCGUGGUAUAAGGGAUAUUUAUGAUAAACUUAAUAAUGAUAAUCAAGAUUAAUGUUUUCCUACACAAAAAUAAGGUUGGGUAGGAAAAGCACAGAGAAUUGGUGAGAAACUGUUCAAAAUAUGUACCUUUUUUAUAUAGAA
Messenger RNA from Protobothrops mucrosquamatus (brown spotted pit viper), 3495 nucleotides. It is a transcript of the gene MGAT4A, whose product is annotated as alpha-1,3-mannosyl-glycoprotein 4-beta-N-acetylglucosaminyltransferase A. The coding region runs from base 408 to 2048 and encodes 546 amino acids. Gene Ontology annotation, cellular component: endoplasmic reticulum; Golgi stack; endoplasmic reticulum-Golgi intermediate compartment. Gene Ontology annotation, molecular function: acetylglucosaminyltransferase activity. The transcript is spliced from 16 exons. The record is from RefSeq and is a predicted model, not a curated record. Gene Ontology annotation, biological process: protein N-linked glycosylation. NCBI's taxonomy places the organism in Eukaryota, Metazoa, Chordata, Lepidosauria, Squamata, Viperidae.